Molecule: messenger RNA, 1921 nt
Organism: Melanotaenia boesemani (Boeseman's rainbowfish)
Lineage: Eukaryota; Metazoa; Chordata; Actinopteri; Atheriniformes; Melanotaeniidae
Product: cytochrome P450 1B1-like
Exons: 2
Coding region: 123-1697 (524 amino acids)
Molecular function (GO): heme binding; iron ion binding; oxidoreductase activity, acting on paired donors, with incorporation or reduction of molecular oxygen
Source: RefSeq, a predicted model, not a curated record
UCUGAAGACGAGCUGCACCACUGCUUACCGCUCGAACUCUUCAGCUUCUCAGGAGGAAGGGUGAGACAGCUUAUGAGGACUGCUUAGAGGGCUUUUAAGCGGAUGACAAACUGCGCAUUAAAAUGGCUGAAAUGGAUGCAGAGUUUGGCGUGAAGAGCAGCAGCAUCAUCAGGGAAUGGAGUGGACAGCUCCAUCCUGCUCUGGUUGCCUCGUUUGUUUUCCUCUUCUGUCUGGAAGCCUGUCUGUGGGUCAGAAACCUCAGGCUCAAGAGAAGACUCCCAGGACCCUUCGCCUGGCCCGUGGUGGGAAACGCCUUACAGCUGGGCCAGAAGCCUCACAUCACCUUCACUAAACUUGCCAAAAAAUAUGGCAACGUGUACCAGAUAAGACUGGGCUGCAGCGACAUUGUGGUGCUGAAUGGGGACCAGACGAUCCGUCAGGCCCUGGUACAGCACAGUGCAGAGUUUGCAGGCAGACCAGACUUCGUGUCUUUUCGGUCUGUUUCUGGAGGAAAAAGCUUGACUUUCACAAAUUACAGCAAACAGUGGAGGAUGCACAGGAAAAUUGCUCAAACGACAAUUAGAGCAUUCUCAUCUGCCAACAGCCAAACAAAAAAAGCUUUUGAGCAGCAAAUUGUGGCUGAGGCAAAACAGCUAGUUGAGAUUUUCCUUGAACUAAGUGCUCAGGGCCAAUAUUUCAGCCCUGCUCAUGAGCUGACUGUAGCUGCUGCAAACGUGAUUUGUGCCUUGUGCUUUGGAAAGCGCUAUGGACAUGAUGAUGAUGAGUUCAGAGCCUUGUUGCACCAGAUAGAUCAGUUUGGACAGACUGUAGGGGCUGGCAGCUUGGUUGACGUGAUGCCUUGGCUUCAGUCUUUCCCCAAUCCUGUCCGGAGUAUCUUCAAGAAUUUCAAAUACUUGAAUAAAGAGUUCUAUAUGUUUGUGAAAAGCAAGGUGGAUGAGCAUAGAGUGACUUUUGAUCCAGAAGUAACAAGGGAUAUCAGUGAUGCCAUUAUUGGUGUCAUUAAAGAGACUGACAGCGACACCGAGCUCACCAAAGACCACACAGAGGCAACAGUGGCCGAUUUGAUCGGUGCAGGUAUGGAUACUGUCUCCACUGCUCUUCACUGGAUUGUCCUCCUGCUGGCUAAACACCCUGACAUUCAAACCAAACUCCAUGAGCUCACUGACAAAGUAGUGGGGCGACACAGGCUGCCAUCUGUUGAAGACAGAGCACAUAUGCCUUACCUAGAUGCCUUCAUCUAUGAGACCAUGCGCUUCACUAGCUUUGUCCCUGUCACCAUCCCCCACUCCACAACCUCUGAUGUCACAGUCAAUGGUCUCAGCAUCCCAAAAGACAUGGUGAUCUUCGUCAAUCAGUGGUCUGUCAAUCAUGACUCCUCCAGGUGGAAAGACCCUCAUAUAUUUGACCCUUCCCGCUUCUUGGAUGAAAAUGGCUGCCUAGACAAAGAUCUCACCAAUAAUGUUAUGAUUUUCUCAGCAGGGAAGCGAAGAUGUAUUGGUGACCAGGUUGCCAAAGUAGAGAUAUUUUUGUUCUUUGCCAUUUUACUCCAUCAAUGUAGCUUUGAAAAGUGUCCAGAUCAGGACUUCUCCCUAAACUACUCAUAUGGUUUAACACUGAAGCCUUUAGAUUACAAGAUCACGGCCAAACUCAGAGGGGAAUUGUUCAAAACCCAGUAAAAAGCUGUUUGAUCAUGUGUUCUCCAACAAAACAGGUAUGUGUUCUAACAUAAAUCUUUACAUCUUGGAGCGAUCAGAACUUUUUUAAUGCAAUAAGCUUUUGACAUUGUGAUCUGAAUUCACAUCAGUUUUUGUGUUAAAAAAAGCCCCCUGUAAAUUGCACCACAUUAUUUAUUUCAGUCUUUUACUCUGGGUUAGUGAUGAAACCAUAUUAAAGAAAAAGA